This is a messenger RNA of Chaetomium globosum CBS 148.51, 579 nucleotides long. RefSeq lists its product as uncharacterized. The coding region runs from base 1 to 579 and encodes 192 amino acids. The transcript has 3 exons. The record is from RefSeq and is a predicted model, not a curated record. NCBI's taxonomy places the organism in Eukaryota, Fungi, Ascomycota, Sordariomycetes, Sordariales, Chaetomiaceae.
AUGACGGCCACUGAUUCCCGCCCGACCAUCCGCGUUGGGGUCUUCAUCCCGAAAGAAUGCCAGUUACUGGACAUGGCCUGCGUUGACGUCUUCGGCACCAUGAGCCACGAGUAUUUCACUAUACUCGGGGACGGCGUCCCAAGCCCGAUCGCCAACCUCGCCCCAAGCGUCAAGAUCUUCUACAUCUCCACCGUCCAACCCAACAACCCCAUCCCCAUGACCUCCGCCGCCCACCUAUGCUGCACCCACCACCUGUCCGACCCCGCAGUCCAGCCCGGCAAACUCGACGUCGUCCUGGUACCAGGGCCCGACCCGGCAACAGACUGGACCAAGCACCCCGAGGCGACGGACUGGCUGGCGGCGCACGCGGCGCGGGCCGAGACCGACAUCUUGAGUGUGUGCACGGGCAUCUACCUGUGCGGUGCCGCGGGCUUGUUGCGCGGGCGCAAGGCGUGCGGCCCUAGGAACUUGCAGGGAGAUCUGGCGAAGAAGUUUGAGGGGGUGCAGUGGGUGGGGGAGGAGAUGAGGUGGGUGAAGGAUGGGAAUCUUUGGAGUAGUGAUUUUGGAAGGCUGCGCUGA